Rhineura floridana is the source of this 4153-nucleotide messenger RNA. It is a transcript of the gene ANKRD13A, whose product is annotated as ankyrin repeat domain 13A. The record is from RefSeq and is a predicted model, not a curated record. Bases 563 to 2332 code for a protein of 589 amino acids. NCBI's taxonomy places the organism in Eukaryota, Metazoa, Chordata, Lepidosauria, Squamata, Rhineuridae. Gene Ontology annotation, molecular function: protein binding. Gene Ontology annotation, cellular component: cytoplasm. The transcript is spliced from 15 exons.
CGUCCCACGGCUUCACAGGAGCGGAUGAGGGAAAGGGUGGUGGUUGCCCUGAGCGAUACUGCCCCGCCGCCGCCGCCGCCGCGUCAACGACUCAUGAGGCAGCCCCAGAGCAGGAACGCCCCAUAGGCCGUCCCGCGGGGGGAGGGGACUGCGGUUCCUUCCUCCUCCUCCUCCUCCUCCCCCGGCCUCUUACUGGUCCCCGAAGGCGGCCGGCUCAAAGGGGAAAGGUUAGGGAGGGACAGAAAGCGGGGAGGGGGUGGCUUGUGGAGGACCCCCCCACAGUUGGGGAGAUGUGAGGUUUAUAUACAUGUGGGGAUCCUCUACCUGAGCUUGGCACCAGACACAGUGGGAGUUGGGGGAGGGAGUUCAUUGGGAGGGAGGUCCCUGCUGGCAGCCCCCAAAGUGGAGGGGGUUGAGAGGUGCUUUUCACUCCCUAUUUCAGGGAAGGGGGGCAUGGGCUGCAAGGAGCCGGCUUGGCCUGAAUAGAAAGCUCCUGCCCCACAUUAGGGUUGUAGCCCCCCCCACACCUUGCAGUGGGGAGACGGGGGGCGAGAGCCCCAACAUGAGCUCCUCCGGCGAUGCCAACAACAAGUUUCCUUUGCACGGCUUAGUCUGGAAGAACGACUUCCAGCGGCUGGAAGAAGUGCUGAAAGACAAGCAGGAUGUGGACCAGCGGGAUCCCCGUGGGCGAACCUUGCUACAUCUUGCUGUUUCUUUGGGAUACAUCGAGUCUGCCAGAGUCCUUCUGCGACAUAAAGCAGAUGUCACCAAAGAGAAUGCACAGGGAUGGACAGUCUUGCACGAAGCUGUAAGCACAGGGGAUCCUGAGAUGGUCCAUACGAUCCUGCAGCAUCGGGAUUACCAUCAAACAUCCGCUACUCUUGGUGGGGUCCCAGAAUUGCUCCAAAAAAUCAAUGAGACUCCAGAUUUUUAUGUGGAAAUGAAAUGGGAAUUCACCAGUUGGGUUCCCCUGGUUUCCAGAGUUUGCCCAAGCGACAUUUGCCGCAUCUGGAAGAGUGGCGCAAAGCUGCGAGUUGAUAUCACGCUGCUGGGAUUUGAAAACAUGAGCUGGGAGCGAGGGAAGCGCAGCCUGAUCUUCAGGGGGGAAGACACCGGCCAUUGGGCAGAGCUGAUUGAGGUGAACCACGACGAGAAGGUGGUGGCGACGGAGCGCUUCGAAAUCACUCAGCAAAUUAAGCGCCUGACCUUGGACUCCAUGACCCCAAAGACCAAGGAGGUAGAGAGGCGGCUCACCUCUCCCAUCAUCAGCACGUCCCUGGAUACUAGAAACAUCGCCUUUGAAAGAAAUACAUCUGGCUUCUGGGUGUGGAGGACGGAGAAGAGUGAAGUGGUGAGCGAUUAUGAAGCAAAGGUCUACACAGCCAACAAUGUGAACGUUGUAACUAAGAUCAGAACAGAGCACUUGACUGAAGAAGAAAAGAGGAGAUACAAAGCCGACAGAAACCCCUUUGAAUCCUUUCUGGGCACCAUUGAGCAUGAGUACGGGGCUCAGCAGGACCUCACAACAGAAUACGCCACAACAAACAACCCAACAGCCAUCACUCCUGAGGAAUAUUUCAACCCUCAGUUUGACCUGAAAGACAGGGACAUCGGGAGACCCAAGGAAGUUACCAUUCGGACUCAGAAGUUUAAAGCGAACUUGUGGAUGUCUGAACAGUUCCCCCUCUCGCUUGUGGAACAGGUCACCCCCAUCAUUGACCUGAUGGCCAGGACCAGCGCCCAUUUUGCUCGACUUAAAGACUUUAUCACCUUAGACUUUCCUCCUGGAUUCCCUGUUAAAAUUGAAAUCCCCUUGUUCCACAUACUGAAUGCUCGUAUUACUUUUGGAAACGUGAAUAGCUGCAGCACCGUGGAAGAGGCGUCCCCCCAGGCUCCUGCAGUCGCUCAGCAACCAUCAGCCUCUGCCUUUGCUGUUGACCAGUCUGUCUUCGAGAUCCCCAAAUCCUACCGCAUUCAGGACGACGGCAGGAACGUGCGUGUGCAAGACGAAGACAAUGAGAUCAUGCAGUUUGCCAUUCAGCAGAGCCUGAUGGAGUCUGGCCAGAACAGAGAGGCUUUGGGGCCAGACUCGAAUGGGGCAGUCCCUUACUCCCAGGACCUCGACCUUCAGUAUCAAAGGGCUUUGCAGGAAAGCUUACUGGCCAAUGCCAGCACUCCUGCUCCUCUGAGGGAUUCCUCCAGUUUUGACCGGGACUUGCAGCUGGCCAUGGAGCUGUCUGUCCGCGAGCAGCAGGAGCUGGAACGGCGGCGGAGGGAGGAAGAGGAGGCAGAGCUGCAGCAAGCUCUCCAGCGCUCCCUCCUGGAGAAGUAGGCAGGCGGCUGCUCCUGCGGCCCGGCCUCUCUUGGAACAGAAGAGCCUGGCCUCCUCCAGUCCUGAGAACCACACGAGCGUGGGGGCCUGGGGCUGGCUGCGCUUUGCCAUCUGUGGGGCGAUUCAGAGGAUCUGCGGGAGCUGCCCUGGUCUGUCACAGCAUCGCAGACAGGAUCGCUGUGCUCUUUUUUGUGUGCGACAGAUUAAAUCCAAGGCAAGCUGCUUGGGCUGCCUUCAUCUCCUUCGCCUGCAGCCAGUGUGGCACAGAGCUGGUGUGCCCGUUUGAGAGCCUGCACUGCUGGGCGAGGGUUUGCGUGAUAAUCGUCUCGCUGCCCAUCAGAGACACAGCCAGUUCUCCAGGCUCUCUCUGAAUCCAGUGAGCCGCAGCAGUAGUCUGUUGGGGAGUGGGGAACAGCCUUCCCCAACCUGCUGCCCUCCAGGUGUUUUGGACUACAUCUCCCAUCAGCCCCAGCAUCGUACGGCCAUGCUGGCUGGGGCUGAUGGGAGUUGUAGUCCAACACACAUGGGGGGUGCGAGGUUGGGGAAGGCUGCUCUAUGGAGAACCCCCUUUUUCUUUCACUCUUCAGUGCAGUCCUAAACUCCAGUUGCUUGUCUCCCUGUAGGAGUUCACAACUAGCCCCUUCUUACACUCCCAUGGGCAAACCUCCUGACCCACACAGGAGGUUUAUAAGGGUCUCGACAUGUCUAGAUGGUGUUUGGGGUUGUUUUUUAAGUGAAUUGAGGAAAACUUACUCUGUGUGCCGAAUUCCGUACAGGAAAGGGGGGGGGGCUGCAGUAAAACAGUUUCUGUUGACCAAAAGAGAAAUUUGUGUUGCCUUCACAUAAUGUUUAUAUACCCACUUCCUCUUAAAAGUAGCAUAUUUUGUCUGUUUUUAUUUUAAGACUUGUAGCUAAAACAGCUGCCAUGAGGACUAGCAUCUUGAGUAGUACAGGAGUAAAUGUUGUCUGUGUUUCUGUGGCCUCCAGGUCAUGCUGCCGUGGCUAGCAAUAAACAUGAAGGGCAUGGGAGCCGGGAGAGGCAGAUGUGCCAUCACCAUCUCCCUCUCAACGACAGGCACAGGCUAUGGUGGGUGGAGGAGAGAAAAGCAGAGUGUACUCCUCUCCCUCCCCCCCAAAAAAAGUUGCUUAAGGAAUGGGGGCAGGCAGGAAAGAGCAGAUGUGGAGCCCCACCAAGCACAAUCCCUUAAGAGCAGCUUUUGCCCAGCUGGUGCCUUCCAGCUGCCAUGGGACAACCGCAUGAUGCUGGGACCGAGGGGCGUUGUAGUCCAAAGCAUUUGGAGGGCACCAUUUGGGGAACGCUACCUUGCAGAGAGUGACUUUUACCCAGGGCUGCCAUAUCAAUAUCCUUUAACUCUCCUCCCUCCCCCACCCCUUGCCAGCCUUUUGUGCACCCUUCAGUUGGGGGUGGGGGUGUCAAGUAUACACAGUAACUGAGCAGCAGCUCCUAACUAGAGCCCCCCACCUCUAAGCGCUGGGCAAACUCGUUGCAGGUGUUUCAGGCACUGCUGCAGCCAAUCAGCUGCUUUCGGGCCAGCUGCAAGACUAACCCUUCGCUCACUCUCCCUUUGUAGGGGUCGCCCAGCAAGCCGUAGUCAGAGCAGAUUAACACCCCUCCGUGGGCCUGCACUGGGGGCAGCCCCAUCAGAUGUGCCAAUGGCAGCCUUUAUUUAUGCCCCUUGGCUCUUAACUGAAUCCAUCACAAGCCCCUGCAGGGACAAAGUGCUCCUUGCAGGGGGGGGGGGAGAGGUGGCUGCAGUAUUCAGGUGCACUAUGGGGGGGGGAUUGACUUUGUAACCAGGC